Adineta ricciae is the source of this 243-nucleotide messenger RNA. Lineage: Eukaryota; Metazoa; Rotifera; Eurotatoria; Adinetida; Adinetidae. The record is from the annotation of a GenBank genome assembly.
AUGUGUAUUAUUAUUGGUUUGAUCGGAUCAUCGGGUCUGGUUACUACAUGUAUUCGGAUAGUAACGCAAAUCCCGAAUCAUUUUUCAAACAAAUGUGCUCGACACUUAGCACAGUCAUUUUCAGCUAUACUAUGGACAAUCACAUUCACUAAUUUUGAAGUACCUGACAUAUGUACACUCAAGCUACGCGUGAUGACAUGGGAUCUCAGUCAUGAUGUACACAAAGUUUCUCGAAUUUUAUGA